AUGCCGACAGGAGACCACACAUUCUUAUUCGAUAUUCCGCUUCCAAGUAAGAUGUUUGACACGGUAACCGGUGCAAACAAUCAAUACCACACAUAUCGAGUAGAGGCUGUUAUCGAGCGACGCCUUAAAAGCGAUUUUGUGGUCUCACGGCCGCUCAGGAUUUAUCAGGUUUCUGACUUGGAGACGAGUCAUUUGAGAUCACCUUGCCCACUGACUCUCCAGGGUCACUCCAACGAAAAUAUCCAGUAUUCCCUCUCCAUCACUGACCGGAACGUUCCAUUCGGUAGUACAUUUCCUGUGGAAUGCUGGUUUGCACCGCUGUUGAAAUACGCCAAGCUCAACACUGUCACAAUCAAGGUGAUUGAGAAACAGACUGCGCGGUUGGAAGCUACUGCUGCAGAGUCAGUGCGACAGAACCUACGGUUUAUCACUGCAGCGCAAACUCAAACCGUUUUUUCCAAAACCAUCAAUUUCUCUCACAGAGAUGAGGCUCCGGCAGAUGAUAUCUCGGAAAUUGAAUGGCGCUUUACCGCACCAGUAUCUCUGCCUCAGAGUCUCGACGCCUGCUCGCAGAGUAUCUCGACCAGACACAUCAAGAUCAGCCAUGAACUGUCUAUCACUGCGCAGUUCCAUGAUGAGACAGGGGGUGUAACAACUGCGAUGACGGAAGUUAUGCCAUUUAAGAUUUAUAUGACACCCGAUAUAAUUGGAGAAAAUGCGUCCAUUCGUGGGCGAUAUAUCCAGCGCAUGCAUGGGGACCGAAGUCCUCCUCCAGCUUAUAGCAAUCGCUUUUCGGACUUGAUCGUUUCAGCAGCUACUCAACUGGAUCUUUGUGAACAUCCGACGCUAGCAGAGAUCAAUUCUGUGCGUUCUUCGAGUGAGCAAAGUGCAGCCAUUCACACCACGGAGCCUGCUCCCCGAUACGAAGAGCUCGUAUAG
Molecule: messenger RNA, 939 nt
Organism: Penicillium vulpinum
Lineage: Eukaryota; Fungi; Ascomycota; Eurotiomycetes; Eurotiales; Aspergillaceae
Exons: 3
Coding region: 1-939 (312 amino acids)
Source: RefSeq, a predicted model, not a curated record